AUGCUACUUGACCUUUCCAAUGAGAUUCUUUUGCGCAUUGCUGAAACCUUUGGACUCGCUCGCGACAUCUCGUCGAUUGCCCAAGUUACCAGACGAACGUCUCACCUGCUGCUCCAGUUCCUUUACAAAUUCAAUAUUAAAAAGCAAGGCAGCUCAGCAUUAUGCUGGGCGGCCCAGCAUGGUGAUUCGCUGUUGACAGAACGACUUGUUCGAGAGUACCAUGGCAAUGUGAACGCUAUCCAUAACGGCAACACUCCGCUCCUCUACGCCGCCUCGAAUGGCUCAAUCAAAGUUGUUGAUGCUCUCCUCGCUAGCCAGCAGACCCAAAUUAACUGGCGCAAUGCAGAGGGUCAAUCUGCCCUCUGGUGUGGGGCAUGGUACGGAUAUAUUGACAUUGUUAAGCGAUUAUUGCAGCAACACCACAUUCAAGUCAGCGGCUGUAAUACGAGGACAUGCUGA
Aspergillus luchuensis is the source of this 459-nucleotide messenger RNA. Its product is annotated as ankyrin repeat domain-containing protein. Gene Ontology annotation, biological process: RNA processing. The transcript has a single exon. Gene Ontology annotation, molecular function: RNA binding; RNA nuclease activity; protein binding. Bases 1 to 459 code for a protein of 152 amino acids. The record is from RefSeq and is a predicted model, not a curated record. NCBI's taxonomy places the organism in Eukaryota, Fungi, Ascomycota, Eurotiomycetes, Eurotiales, Aspergillaceae.